UUCCGACAAUGGACUCGCCCGUCGUUAGGCCUUUGCAGUAGGGAGUUGUUUGGCGGACCCCCUCAAGUUUUUCUUUACUUUACGCGUUAUUUUUGUUUCUCUAAAGAAGGGCAAACUCUUUAUUUUUACCACCGUUUGCCUCGGUGUUUCCUCGGCGUGUCGACAGACCGUACAGACGGAGUGUUUUCGGGGUCGUGGCACACUAAACUAAAGAGAGAGAGAGAGAGCUAAAGAAGAAGGGACGGAAGGCACCAACGGCUGAGCUUAUGAUGCCGACGUUGCGGGACAGCACCAUGUCCCACCCCGGCGAGAAUUCCCACCAAGUCCGGGUGAAAGCGUAUUAUAAAGGGGACAUCAUGAUCACUCAUUUUGAGCCGUCCAUCUCAUACGAGGGUCUGUACGGGGAGGUGAAGGACAUGUGCUCCAUGGACAACGACCAACUCUUCACCAUGAAGUGGAUCGACGAGGAAGGUGACCCCUGCACCGUGUCGUCUCAGCUGGAGUUGGAAGAAGCUCUGCGUCUCUACGAACUCAACAAAGACUCCGAGCUCAUUAUCCACGUUUUCCCAUGUGUACCAGAGAAACCUGGCAUGCCCUGUCCAGGCGAAGACAAAUCGAUAUAUCGGCGUGGAGCCCGGCGCUGGAGGAAACUUUACUAUGCCAGUGGUCAUGCCUUUCAGGCAAAACGCUUUAACAGGCGAGCCCACUGCGCCAUCUGUGCGGAUCGUAUCUGGGGUCUGGGACGACAAGGCUACAAAUGCAUCAACUGCAAACUUCUGGUGCACAAGAAGUGUCAUAAGCUGGUCACAGUGGAGUGUGGCAGACAGAUGAUCCAGGAACCAAUGAUGCCCGGCCCACCAUCGAGUCCAUUAGACCCCACUGAACAGCCAGGCCCCCAGAAUAAAGACUCCAGAGAAAGCUUGCCUUACGAUGGAGAGGAGAAAGAGGCGAGGAGAGACACGGGGAAAUCGCCUUCCAGCCUGGGCCUAGCAGACUUCGAUCUGCUGAGGGUGAUCGGAAGAGGCAGCUACGCCAAGGUGCUGCUGGUGCAGCUGAAGAAGACGGAGCGCAUCUACGCCAUGAAGGUGGUGAAGAAGGAGCUGGUCAACGACGACGAGGACAUUGAUUGGGUCCAAACAGAAAAGCACGUAUUCGAGCAGGCCUCUAAUCAUCCCUUCCUGGUCGGCCUCCACUCCUGUUUUCAGACAGAAAGCAGACUGUUCUUCGUUAUUGAAUAUGUGAACGGUGGAGAUCUCAUGUUCCACAUGCAGAGACAAAGGAAACUCCCAGAAGAACACGCCAGAUUUUACUCAGCAGAGAUCAGUUUGGCGCUCAACUACCUCCACGAGCGGGGAAUCAUCUACAGAGAUCUGAAACUGGACAACGUGCUGCUGGACUCCGAGGGACACAUCAAACUUACAGACUAUGGAAUGUGCAAGGAGGGCUUGAGACCAGGAGACACAACGAGCACUUUCUGUGGUACCCCCAAUUACAUCGCCCCAGAAAUACUCAGAGGAGAGGAUUACGGGUUCAGUGUGGACUGGUGGGCGCUUGGCGUGCUGAUGUUCGAGAUGAUGGCAGGCCGGUCGCCUUUCGACAUAGUCGGGAGCUCUGACAAUCCAGACCAGAACACAGAAGACUACCUCUUCCAAGUAAUAUUGGAAAAACAGAUCCGAAUCCCUCGCUCCUUGUCAGUCAAAGCCGCCAGCGUCCUCAAGGGAUUCCUCAACAAGGAUCCCAAGGAGCGUCUAGGCUGCCACCCUCAGACAGGCUUUGCCGACAUCAUGGGCCAUCCAUUCUUCCGAAACGUCGACUGGGACCUUCUGGAGCAGAAACAGGUCGUCCCUCCGUUUAAGCCCAACAUCUCAGGGGAGUUCGGACUGGACAACUUUGACGCCCAGUUCACGAACGAGCCCAUUCAGCUCACGCCUGAUGACGACGACGUGGUCAAGAAGAUCGACCAGUCUGAGUUUGAAGGAUUCGAGUACAUCAACCCACUUCUGAUGUCUGCAGAGGAGUGUGUGUGAGGGACAUAGCAUCUGUGCUCACACUCACUCACUCUCACACACACACACGCACACACCAACCACCCACACACGCACUCAUGCACGAGUUACGUGGCGUCUCAGUGUCCUCAAGCUGCAUGGUUACGAGACAACCUGAUGACAUCAACCUUCUGUUCGAGGGCCGCACAUGCACAGUAGAACGCUUAUUUGCCAAAACCAGUCUCACACUCAGCCAUUUAUAACCACUUGCCCUUAAGCCUACCUUCUUUCUUAAUUAUUUUUAUAUCAUGUAAAUCUGCACUGAUCAAUUUUCUCAUCGGAGGGGCGGCCUCCUUAUCGGUAGCCAACGAGGCUACAAAGUUCUUCCAAGGUUGCUGUACACGGGGAGCGGGGAUCGGGGUGAGGCACGGCCCCUGACACAUGAACUGAGCAUCCUCUCCUUCCAGCUGGCGGGGUUGUUUUCAAUGCAUAUUUUAUUUGUAUAUAUAUAAAUAUAUAGGAUCUCUAUUGGGAUAAUGUUAGACAAGGCCUUUUUAGCAUCAAGCCACAGUCGUCAAAACUUGACAACUUAAUCAUCGUAAAGUCAUUUUUGAAUUGGUGGCAGCACCCUUCCAUAGAGGAAAGACAUAACACUAGCCUUUGAAAAAAAAAAACGAUAAAAAAGAUAAAAAAUCUAUAUAUUUUUCUCAUUUUUUUUAAUUUAACAACAUAGCAGUCAUUAUAUAUGUUGUUCUGAGUAACAGAACCAAGAUGGUUCAGUCUUUGUUGUUUAGAUGAAUACACAACAACAUCUGGAAAACAGAAGGUGUCUGCUUCAGGUCCUCUCUCUCUCUCUCCCAGAAUGAAGGAACGUUAUAUAAAUCUAUCGAGCAGCAUCCAACCAACACUAAUAACGAGUUAAAACUCUCAAACUGUGAAUGAAAGAGCUUGCUAUGCAGGGGGAGGAAAAAAAAGGCUGGAAGAGUAGCACAGAAUACCUGAACACCAGAGCACGGGUCACAUUUAUACGCUGUGCAGACGCUUUCAUGAAAUCAAAAAGAUUCACACAGGACCAAAAAAAACAUUUUUCUGAAAAAUGUCUUGCUGGUACGAAUUAGAAGGUACAGUAUAACAAAAAAGGAAGACUGCUGUCCCGAGUCAUAGAAUUUAUAUAUUCCGUUUUUUGUUUUUGUUUUAAUUUUUAAUACUUUUGGAAAACAUAUGGUCUGUCAUCUGUUUUUUUUGUACUUUCUCCAUUCCAUGUAUGUCUUUUGUUGUAAAUUUGAAAAACACUAAGUGAUUGUUGAAACGAGAGCUCGGUUGGAAGUCCAAAGCUAUGACACACGCGGUGCAGUUUUGGUCCUCAAACGUGGCUCGAAAACUGUAAACUGUCAGCUGUGCUCUUUUUUUUUUUUUUUUUUACCAUAUUGAACUCACAGUUCAUUUUCUAAAUUUUGUAAAGCAUACAGAGGCUCUAAAGAGUCGCUCUCUACCCCUCUGACUGUAUCAACACUGACGGUGCGUGAACAUCCAUGAAGACUUGUCUGUUCGACUUCUUGGAAAAUGUUUUAGGGCUCACGUGGUGAUCGGAGGAGCACGUUCAUCUGUUACAUUUUACUUUUGUUAUCAUUGUUUUCUUUUUUUUUAUCAUGAAUCAAAUUUAAUUUUUUUUAUCACUACAUUGAUUCCAAAAUGUCACUGGGUGAACCCAAUGGAAACACUAUUUGUUGUACUUUGUUGUGUUUUGGGGGUGUUUUACCACCCAGAGGACUCUGCUGAACUUUAUUAUUAGUGUGCAAAGAAAAAAAAAACAGACGGUAAAAUAAACAUUUUAUUUCUCUCCUUGUGGUAA
Larimichthys crocea (large yellow croaker) is the source of this 3837-nucleotide messenger RNA. RefSeq names its product protein kinase C, iota (gene prkci). The coding region runs from base 267 to 2027 and encodes 586 amino acids. NCBI's taxonomy places the organism in Eukaryota, Metazoa, Chordata, Actinopteri, Sciaenidae. Gene Ontology annotation, molecular function: protein binding; protein serine/threonine kinase activity; ATP binding. Gene Ontology annotation, biological process: establishment or maintenance of cell polarity; protein phosphorylation. The transcript has 18 exons. The record is from RefSeq and is a predicted model, not a curated record.